Molecule: messenger RNA, 954 nt
Organism: Didymodactylos carnosus
Lineage: Eukaryota; Metazoa; Rotifera; Eurotatoria; Philodinida; Philodinidae
Source: the annotation of a GenBank genome assembly
AUGAAAAUUCGUCGACCGAAAUGUGCGCGAUGUCGUAACCAUGGAAUGAUAUCAUGGUUAAAAGGUCAUAAACGUCAUUGUAAAUUUCGUGAUUGUGCAUGUGCUAAAUGUAAUCUGAUAGCAGAAAGACAACGAGUAAUGGCAGCACAGGUUGCUUUGAAACGUCAACAAGCAUCUGAAGAUGCUAUUGCCAUUCGUGUAAGAUGCUUAUCACCGUUUGGACAAUUACCUGCUGGUCCUGUUUGGGGAAAUGUAUCAUCAUCAUCAGCAACAAAAGACGAAGAUGCAAUGGAUGAAGAAAAAACAGAAAAACGUCCAACAUCGUCAAAUUCACCAAUAGAUUAUAAAUCACUUGAUUCUAUUUCUCCAAAAGGAAGUAGUCCAAAAUCAAAAGUUGGUGAAUCUAUUAACGGAACAAUAACAAAUACAUCCGAUAUAGAUUCUGAAGAUGAAAAUAACUAUUCAUCAGAUGCUGCUGCUCCAGGCCACUUAUCUUACAUUGAAUUACUUGAACGCCUAUUUCCGAUGCAAAAACGUUCAGUUUUAGAGCUUGUGUUAAAUACAUGUCAUAACGAUUUAGCUAAAGCCAUUGAACAUUUUGUGGCACUUAGUGAUAAUAUAACAACAACGCAACAUCAGCAUCAGCAGAUACAAGCAACAUCGACAUCAAAAUCGGCAUUUACUCCGAUCAGUUCAUUAUCAGCUUUUACUGCAGCUGCAUUUGAUUAUCGGCCAACAAUGUAUUUGUCUCAUCGUGAUACUCAACAACCACAUCAGCACCACACGUCCUAUCCGCCACCAUUAUCAUUUGUUACACCAGGACUUUAUCCACCACCAAAUUUUUUACAUUUUACACAUGCUGGUCAAGCAGCAGCAUUAGCCUAUGCUUCGGCAGCGGGAGAAAAACUUUCCAAACGACAAGACAUUUUAUGUUCACUAAAAUGCGAUCGCUAA